CUGACCCAGAGUUCUCACACCACAGAGCUGCUCGCACCAUGUGGAGGACGCUCAUCUCCUCGUGGAAAACUCAGGGGCCGGUGCUGCAGAUACUCUUCCUUGUGCUGGAAUACUGGCCAGCGCACAGGAGAUGCACCUCUGAUGGGGAUGACACGGAUGUCUUUGCCCUGGCAGCAACUGUGGCACUCUGGGAGAUCCUCCAGCUGUCCUGGUUCCCUAGUGGAGUGAAGGACAAUUCCCCCCGCCUCCUUCUGACUCUGUUCUUCCAAGUUUUCAUCAGCACAGAGGAGAUGUCAGAGGAGGUCGACACGUUCUGGAGGCGCUGCCGGGAGCAACGCAGCCUUCCCACCGCCCCCAACAGGUUUGCAGUGCAGACCAUUAAAGCCCUGCUCGGCCAGCUGGUGGGUGAAGAUGUGUUGCUGGAAAUAGAUCGCAAGUAUGCCUGGGACACGCUCCUCAACACUGACACCCACCACUAUGCAGUGGGAGGCCGUGUGGCCGGGCUGGCAGCGCCGCUGCGGGACACCUGUGCCUCUGGGGCCCUGACACGCUCUGUGUUCCCAGGGAUCGCCGGCAGGUACCUGAGGGAGGAGCAGCAAGAGCUGCAGCUCAUCUACCAGGCCCUUCAAGCCAUGACUGAUGACAGCCCUGCCAUCUCAAACCUGGCAAGUCAAACAAUCUACAUCAUCAGACCUGUCCGGAGAGCUUCAUUCUUCAAAUUCUGGUAGACUCCAUUCCUGCCUGUUCCAGCCCUUUGAGUCGU
Molecule: messenger RNA, 763 nt
Organism: Empidonax traillii (willow flycatcher)
Lineage: Eukaryota; Metazoa; Chordata; Aves; Passeriformes; Tyrannidae
Exons: 5
Coding region: 39-728 (229 amino acids)
Source: RefSeq, a predicted model, not a curated record